GCAUCUUCUUCUUGAACAGUAGCAUCACGUUACCUGGAUUUUCGUAUAAGCGGCCACCUGUAUCGGAGAGAUUAUGUGGAGAGUGAAGAUCUGAAUCUCCUAUACUAACAAAUAUGGGCUCGUCUCCGCUUGGUAAUAUUGUUAUGCGCCACAAGUCAUCGCACUGCUCUAAAAUUUUCUGUGGUGUAAUUUUUCUUGGGCUCAAGAUCAAUGGAUAGAAAUGACAGAGGAGAAGGAGACGAAAGGAUAAGAUAUGGCAAAGAAAGUUUCCAAGCACUCCAGAGCUGCUAGAAGAAAUGAGAUCCAGGAACCAGAGGCCAAGGCACUGGAAACCCUUCCUAGAGCAGAAAAGACCGACCUAACGUCUGUGAUCAUCAGAGCCACUGCAAAGAAGAACGAGGAUCUACUCACAAGCAAGAUGAAUAAGAAGGAGAGAAGCAAAAACAAGGUGACAAAGAAGUCUACCCCGGUGACGAACAUCAACAAGGAAAGGGUGGAAAGAGCAAUCAACUUGAGCGAAAGACUCGAAGGCAAGAUCUCAAAGAGCAAGCAGAGGGCAAAGAUGGUGCAGACCACCAGAAAGGCCAACUGGGACGUGAUCAACUCCGAGGUCAAGAUCCACACGGAAACCCUUGAAGCCGCCACCGACGAUAAGGACAGUGAAAAGCUCCAAGAGGACUCAAUGGUUGAUGAUUUCUACGAGGUUGAGAAGCCAAAGAUCCAAACCGCUAAGAACGCAUUCGCGCUAUUGGACGAAGUUGAGCUAUGAUCUAAUGAAUUUUUAU
Molecule: messenger RNA, 785 nt
Organism: Williopsis jadinii
Lineage: Eukaryota; Fungi; Ascomycota; Saccharomycetes; Phaffomycetales; Wickerhamomycetaceae
Product: Alb1 domain-containing protein
Exons: 2
Coding region: 254-769 (171 amino acids)
Biological process (GO): ribosomal large subunit export from nucleus
Cellular component (GO): preribosome, large subunit precursor; nucleolus
Source: RefSeq, a predicted model, not a curated record